Messenger RNA from Prunus persica (peach), 777 nucleotides. RefSeq names its product putative homeobox-leucine zipper protein ATHB-51. Lineage: Eukaryota; Viridiplantae; Streptophyta; Magnoliopsida; Rosales; Rosaceae. The transcript is spliced from 2 exons. Gene Ontology annotation, biological process: positive regulation of DNA-templated transcription. Gene Ontology annotation, cellular component: nucleus. The record is from RefSeq and is a predicted model, not a curated record. Bases 1 to 582 code for a protein of 193 amino acids. Gene Ontology annotation, molecular function: sequence-specific DNA binding; DNA-binding transcription factor activity, RNA polymerase II-specific.
AUGGAGAUGAAGCAUCAAGCAAUGAUGUCUGAGAGCUCACAAGGCUUGGUUCCUGGACUGGACAGGAACCACAGCAGUUAUGGGUGCUCUAACCAAGACAAGAAGAAGAGAUUGUCAACUGAUCAGUUAGACUCACUUGAGAGGAGCUUUCAAGAGGAGAUAAAGCUGGACCCUGAUAGGAAGAUGAAGCUUUCAAGAGAGCUUGGCCUUCAGCCUAGGCAAAUUGCUGUUUGGUUCCAAAACAGAAGAGCCAGGUGGAAGGCCAAGCAGCUUGAGCGCUUGUAUGAUGCUCUUAAACAAGAGUAUGAUGUGGUCUCCAAAGAGAAGCAAAAGCUCCAAGAAGAGGUCAUGAAAUUGAAGACAAUUCUGAGAGAUGAAGUUGCUAGGAAACAAGUUUCCACCGGCUACACUGAAAUCUCCGGUGAAGAGACGGUGGAGAGCACGUCGGUCGCCAUUCGGAGCUCUAACAAAGGGGGAGGGACGAGCCAACAUCAGGUGGCAGAGUGCAACUACCUCUUCAAUGUUGAGGAAUAUAACCCAGUAUCGCCACCUUUCUGGGGAGCUCUGCCUUCUUAUCCCUAAGCUAAGAGGCUGUUGUUGUUGUUGUUGAAGUUACUUAUAACUUUAAUUUUCUCAGGGUUCUGCUUUAGUUAUUAGCUUAGUUUGAGGAACUAGUACUUUACUUUCUUCUGGCUCUCUGGCUCGGUACUAAAUUAGAGAAUUGACAUUACAUUCACCCAAGUGGACCUAAUGAUCAGCAUGACAUUUAUUAACUUU